AUGGGUGAUGCCUUUGAUGACGAUGAAGGUCGUUUAAUGAUUGAUGAUGUAGUCGAGUCCUCGAAUCUCAACGUUACUGGUACGUCUGCUAGUAGCAAGAAAACCAAUUCCGCAUGUGCUCAAGACGGGGUUUAUAACACCGAUUCUAAGGAAGAAGGGGAAAUUGAUGACGAAGAAGAUGCUGGUGGAAGUGGUAAUGCUGUAGCUCAAAGUUCUGCCCCGGUCAGCUCACAGCAAAAUUCGAAUACCUGGUCUACUGUUCAACAAGCACAUGGUUUGGAAACUCUCUUGAACGGUGGAAAUAAAAUGGUUUAUAACGGCGAUCAGCAUAACGACCGCAAUCGAGGAACUAGUCACGCUCAGUCCAAUGCUCAUCAGUUGGCUGGAGGAGCUCAAGUUCCCACUACGUCUGCAAAUGUUGCAACAAACUUUCCCAACGUCCUCUGUAAUUCUCAAGCUGCAACUUCUGAAACAAGUGACGGAGUUAAUGGCGUAAAACAGGGCGAUUCGUCACUUAUAGGUGCCCAUUUUAAAAGAUCUCAAGAUGGAACUCGACAACGCACUAAAAUUAAAAAGUCGAAGGAGGAAGCCGCAGAAGCUUCGUCACGACAAACUGUUAGAAAUGAAGGCUCAAGUAUCGAUACGGAAAGUUCUGCCACGGGUAACGUGCAGCCAUUUGUGUCUACUGGAAGAGUGGGGAAGAAAAAGAAGCUAGUUAAUGAUGAAGGGGAUCUAAAGGAAAAUGCGGCUGAUGCGACUGCCACUGUAAGCGAUCAAGCGUCUUCAUCAGCGUUAACGGAGGUCGCAAAUAAACGAAGGAAACUAAAUACACGUGACAAGUCAACGUGUGUAAGCUCGAGAUCAAUCCAAACUAAUGACAGUGAUGUAGACGUUAAAGAGGGGAUGAGUUACUGUUUGGAUUUUACAGUAAUCGGGAAAGUUUCUAAUCACUUGAUUUUUGUUUCGCACUGGAAUGGCCGUGACCUGUAUGGAGUACUUGGCGAUGGCAAGCCACCAAUGGAACAAACUUACAUGGGAAGGCGAUCCAAUAGGAGUUCCUCAGUUUGUCCUGUAAAUGGAUUCCCCGAGAAAUCUAGCAAGAAAGGCAUUUCUGGAAGUGCCGGGAGACCUGCAAGUGCUUCAACAAGCGAACUACCCUCAGUUGCCAAUGAUAGCGUUCAAGAUGAAGAAACUUCGCAGUCACCCGUUUCUUGGUUGUCAGCGGGUGGUAGUGACCCUUUAUACGGUAUCGGUGCGGGUUCAAUCGGCUCGUCUAGCGGACUUACACAGCUAAAAGAAGCUUGUACGUCUGGUAUGCUUGCUUGUCCUGUGGCUGGUUGUGGCUAUCGGUUUGACACUCAGGCUCAAAUGACUUUGCAUCGUAGAAGCCAUUUUGAUCGUUCUGGACAGCGCGCAAUCUAUUUCGAGAGUGUUGCAACGCAAACGUUAGAAACGGACUUUGACUUUCUGGCUGAUAAGGACGAAGAAGCUGAAAUGAGGGAGAAAGAAGUGAAAGCAGAAAUACUAGACGUUCCUGUAGAUGCUCCUCCUGAUUUGAUGCCAGCAUCUCAGCCGCCAAAUAAGCCGCUUAUGUCCCAGAUCAAUAUUGGUACGACUGAUGAGAAAGCUGUUGUGUCGGGAGUUUCUGGUGAGAAUCUGUCGACAAGUCUUACGAGCUCAGAACAACAAAGCAUUAAGAAAAUGUUUGAGGUUGUUGGAAGGCCGAUGGAGACCGGCGGAAUAGUUACUAGUCCAGUAACUAAGAAGAAUAUUCGUUCAGUGACGGAGACAAAACCGACAACGAAAGGCUUUGAAGCUUCUGUAACGUCAGUUGACCAGAGUUGCCCAUCUUCGAGUGCUUUAGAUGCUAUACAGAAAAUGGUUUCUGAUAGCGCACAGUCUGCAAGUGUUUCUUCAGCAGUUUCAGCUAGUUUUUGUACCACUCGACAAGAAACCGUUAAUCGACAAGCCCAGUUGUCUGUGGCUGGAAACUCAAACAAAGGCAUUGUCAACGGAACUAAGAAACCUGGUUCUCCUUACUCGGAUCUUUCGGAUGAUGCUCCUGUACUUGCACCGGAGGUUGUCGAUAAAAGUUCUGAUCCACCCCCUGUAACUGUUAAAUUAUUGUCAAGCCCAGCAACCUCGGGUCUUCUUAGUCCUUUGAGCUUGUCGGUAAGUGGCACUGGUGGUGGCGAAAAAGGUAACGAUUCUCACGGGGCUCUUGGCGAGGUGCCAUCAGUGGGACUGCUGUGCACUAAUGUUUCAUCUGUGACAACUUCGUCAGUUACGACUGCUACGUUAUCGAAUUCCUCGGUUGAGAUUGCUACCAGUGUUCCGUUGUCAUCGUCGACUGUUGAAAUAUCAAAGAAGGCAGAGACAAAGCACCCGCCAGCGAUUUCGUCAGUUGUCAAUUCUUUCUCGCCGAUCUCUCCAUAUCCGCCUCUUGAGGGAAAUACUUUUUCUCAAGCAUUGCGCCCUCCGCUGGGGAUGGCUGUUGGUACACCUAGUCUCCAAGUUGCAAGCACAAGUGCAGGUUUGAUACCACAGCCGUAUUUAGUAAUGCCUUAUGGCAUGGCAGCACUUAGCAGUAGUCCUGUUGUCCCAACUGGAAAGCAUAAAAUCCACGACCUGAAAACCACUUCUUCUGGGAUAUCAAACACUUCGAAAGACAACUCACCUCUUGUGCGAAUGUCACCAUCGAUGAUUGCUUCUCCAGGUGCUCGGCCUCCUUCUGUGGGAUCCUCUGCUACCCAGAACGUUAAUAUUAAGACAAGCCAACAACAGCAGCAACAACAUAGUGUAGGCGCAAGUGCAUCUGGACAACGACCGUCAAGUGGUACUCCUUUUAUGGUGGCCCAACAAAUGACCGCAGCGCAGCCUGGAAGCGAAAGGAAUGCUGCUAAUCUCAGCUUUAUACAGCAGCAGCAACAGCAGGCGAUGUUCUUCCAACAGUACAUGAAUCAAAUGCGUUUUCCUGCCGCAUUCCCUGGAAUGAUGACGCCGCCAACUUCUGUGGCUAUGGCUCAACAGGCUGUUUAUGAACAGUUUGCAGCUAUGCAACAGCUGAGCGGUUAG
This is a messenger RNA of Enterobius vermicularis (human pinworm), 3075 nucleotides long. Lineage: Eukaryota; Metazoa; Nematoda; Chromadorea; Rhabditida; Oxyuridae. The record is from the annotation of a GenBank genome assembly.